CUGUCCAAAAAUCCAUCAAAAUCAAAAAGACAACACAAAAAAACAACAGCAUAUGAACUCUCAAAUCCCAACUCCAAUAAUCAAAUCUUCCUAAAAAACACAGGCUUGUCUCUGUUUCAUCCUCUUCCACAAUCACUUUCACUUUCUCACUUCAAUCGUGGGCGUCCAUUUUCGCUCUUUCUCUUCCACACCCAGUUUCUAAUCCACCUCUUUGUCUUGAAGCUUUCACCUUUUAGCACCUAGUUAGAUCUGAUUUUGGACCCAUUAUAAGUGAUGGUACUGCAAAAUCUUCAACUUGACCCGGUAACAUUUUUUGACAGAGUCAAGUGAAUGAGAAUAAUGGGGUUCUUUUUUGCAAUGUUUUGAAGUGUUGAAGUUGAAAAAGUUUCAAUUUUGAAGCGGUGGUUGUGCAUGUGAGAAUGGAGGGUCGAAUGAAGAAGUAUAGACAAGUGAGUCCAGAGAGGGCUAAAGUUUGGACUGAGAAGUCACCGAAAUACCAGCAGAAUGUUAAGGUAGCUGUGGUUUAUUAUCUAUGUCGAAAUAGGCAACUAGAACAUCCUCAUUUCAUGGAGGUUUCACUUUCUUCUUCUUCAGAUGGGUUGUAUUUGAGAGAUGUGAUUGAUAGACUAAAUGCACUGAGAGGCAGAGGCAUGGCUUCCUUGUAUUCAUGGUCUUGUAAGAGAAGCUACAAGAAUGGAUUUGUGUGGCACGAUCUUUGUGAAGAUGAUCUAAUUCUACCGGCCCAUGGAAACGAGUAUGUCCUCAAAGGCUCAGAGCUUUUUGAAGAAUCCAAUUCAGAUCGAUUCAGCCCCAUUAAUGACGUUAAAAUACAAAGUGUGAAGCUGUUGCCGGGGCCAGCUUCUUUUCGGAGUCACGAUGAAGCUUCAUCCUCUUGUAGCAUGAACGGAAAAGAGACAAGACACUCUCAGGAUGACGAACUUUCCCAAGAACAACAUACGGGUUCGUCUGACGUUUCUCCUGAGUCAAGAGAUGAAAAGAGCGGUCCAGCAAGCUUAGCAUUGACAGAGUACCAAAUUUUCAAGACUGACGGAUUGGCAGAUGCUUCAACUCAAACAGAAGAUAAUAUCAGCAGAUCAAGAACCCAGAAAACUUGCACAAGAGGUGUAUCAACCGAUGACGGGUCGUUAGAAUCCGAAUGCCAUGAAAUAUGUCAAACCGAAGUUCCACAAGUGAAACAUAAUUCAGAAAUCUGCAAAGAUACCAUUUCUCCUUCAACCACGAAUUCAAGUCCCUUAUCUUUUGGGGGGAAGAUGGAAACUUUGGAAUCUUUGAUUAGAGCUGAUGCUAGUAAAGUGAGCAGCUUUCGGAUUCCGGAAGAGGAAGAUAUUCCUAUGCCGACCAAUACAAGAGCGAAGACCUCAAAUUUGUUGAUGCAAUUGAUCUCUUGUGGCUCAAUUUCGGUGAAAAACCACAGUUUUGGCCUUAUCCCUUCCUAUAAGCCGAGGUUUUCGCAUUCGAAAUUCCCUUCUCCGCUUUUUUCAACUUCUUUUGUGUUGGGAGAAUUCGAUUGCUUAGCCGAGAAUCCAAAGAUGAUGAAUCUUAGAUUGGAAGACAAGGAAUAUUUUAGCGGGAGCUUAAUCGAGACUAAACUGAAGGAAGCCGAUGCGCCUGAUGUUCUCAAACGCUCUUCUUCUUACAACCAUGAGAGGACAAGUAAAGAAGAAAAACCAAUAGAAGACAAAGAGGAACCGUCCCCCGGACAUAUAAAAUGCAUUCCGCGAUCAAUUAAAGCUUCCCUAACCAAACAUCCACGAAGUGAGUCCAUGAGAUCCCCUAUUUCUGAUAAACCAAGAACUUCAUCCGACAGAAUCGACGGCUCCUGCAUAUCCUCUAUAUCAUCCAACAAUAAUAGUCAAAGAAUCACUGAACCUUGGUCAGCGAAAAAGCAAUCAAAGAAGGUAGAUUCAUUUCACGAAGACGAGGUGAUCAAAAUCGAAGAAAGCUUGCUUCGGGAGCUCGGGUUAUAAUCCAAUCUAAACCUUUUUGCGACACGGCUGCAUCUGGAAGCCGAUAAAAGAUUAGUUUUCAUUGUCUAUCAGGUUUAGUUUGAAUGCAAAAUGAUUGUAUAUAGUUUGGUAGAUUCAUAUCACCUCUCUUAAGCCUAAUGACAGAAUCAUUUCACUUUUAACCAGAAUCAGUUCUACAAAAUCAAUUCACUCAGAAUCAAUUCCCGUAACCGCAAAACCGAACACACACGCCGAUUCAUGUGAAAGAGAGGUAGUUGUGUAGGUUAGUUCUAGUGGUCCAUAUCUUAUUAACUAUAUUGUGCUGGCUAGAGAGGGACUUUAUUUUCAAAGAUGGGGAAAAAGUAAUGGUAGUUUUCAAACCCAUCUCUUGCAAUUGUCACACUGAUAAUGUAAAAUGCAAUGAUUGUGACAUAAAGUUGACUAUAACAUUGGAUGCAUUUUGUCUUGAACUUCAAAUUAACAUUCUCUUACAUGCUAGAUUUAAUUCUCAAAAGCUAAAAGCAUGUUUAAAGCUACUUUUAUUCAUGACCCUUUUUUAAGCACCAAAAGGGAGUUUUCUCUAUGUAGUAAAAUAUUCAAAAGCUUUGAUUUUCUUUCUCCAAAACCAAAAUGUCUUUUGACAAAAAAUGAUAAUAAUUGAAGUUGAAAAUUUGAAAUAGUCACAUGUUCAAAUGGAUGACACUCAAAAGCUGAGUCUUGUAUCCAUUGUGUCCCUACUCCAGUCUAUCUACUGCUGCAAACAUGAAAAAAUAUAUCAUAAAUUAAAGCUUAUAAUCUAAAAGCAUUUUUGUCUUGAAAGGUAUGUUUGGAUGAUUGUCCUUUCAUGCUUUUGUCUGGUUAUUGAGAUCUUGUGUGACCCUUAAAAUCAUCCCUUUACUCAAUUAACAUAACUUUGACUUCACUCAAAAGCAUGUAGGCUACCAUGAUACUGUUUUGAUAGCAAAAAUAAUACAGCUUAAAAGUCACACCUAUAGCUUACUAAACUACAUAAUUAAAAAAAGGUUUUACAAACCUUUGUUUCUUUCGAGUUUAUUGUUUUAUUUUAGUAAGUACUACUAUUUUUUUUAUAGU
Vicia villosa (hairy vetch) is the source of this 3059-nucleotide messenger RNA. Its product is annotated as protein SOSEKI 3-like. NCBI's taxonomy places the organism in Eukaryota, Viridiplantae, Streptophyta, Magnoliopsida, Fabales, Fabaceae. The record is from RefSeq and is a predicted model, not a curated record. The transcript has 6 exons. Bases 420 to 1988 code for a protein of 522 amino acids.